AUGGCCGAUGCGCAUAUCGACAAGAUAUCUAUCAUUUCUAGCGGCUCCAUUGCAAGCAUUACUUCGAGACUAUCGACCCUUUGGUCGAAGGUCCCUCUGUCUUCCCGAAAAUUGUCAUCAACGAUCGCGGACAUAUGUUCCUACAUCGGGAGUACUCCUGAUGCCCAGCUCUCCCCAAUCAAAGAGCUCAAGAUUAGGAAAGAGGAGGGUGGUGUUCAGCACGAGUUCCUACUUUUACGGCUGGAGAAACCCUCUGGAGAAGAAUUCUGGGUGCGCCUGGAGAGAAAGGGGCCGACGGGCACUCUCAGGAGGCUGAUGUCCAGCAGAUGGGAGGCGAACGACGUGGCGACUGUCUCUGGGAAAGUCGCCGCGCUAUUGGGUAGCGCGAAGAGUGUCGAGAAGACAAAGAUCACUUUUCGCGUCUCACCUUCGCUAACGGACUUGUUCUGUGUCCUCGAAGCGCUUAGGACCGAAUCGAGAUCGUAUCAAGUGUGGCCGGAGAACUGUUACUUUUUUGCAUCUGUAGUCGCCGAACACCUACACAGUCUCGAUAAUGGUGCAGAGCUUAUCGGGGCUUUACGAUGGCUUGAUCUCGGGAUUCAGGCCCGUCGAAGAAUCCAUCAAAUCAUCACCUCAUAUGAGACUGUUUCUGUCUACGAUCCGGAUACGGAGUCGGGAAGCAUGUCGCCCCUCCAAUCCCUCAGUGACAGGGAGUGA
Messenger RNA from Cantharellus anzutake, 717 nucleotides. RefSeq lists its product as uncharacterized. Bases 1 to 717 code for a protein of 238 amino acids. The record is from RefSeq and is a predicted model, not a curated record. NCBI's taxonomy places the organism in Eukaryota, Fungi, Basidiomycota, Agaricomycetes, Cantharellales, Hydnaceae. The transcript is spliced from 3 exons.